GUUAAAAUUGCCAUUCUUACGAGUGUGGCAUCACAUCGCCGUUCCAAUUGACCAGUCGCCUGCCUCCGCCCCCUUCGCGAAGUUUCCCCGCUCCACAAUUCCGCCAUGGCCGGCGGCGGCAUCUUCAGCAGGGCGCUGAGCUACGUCGUCAACGAGUUCCUCGUGGAGGGCCUCGCAAACAACCGUGCCUUCCAGAGGUUUGCUGUGAGGACCAACAAGACUUUGGAGAAUCUCUCAACCAAAGCUAAACAAGUGAGGGAGGAGGUGUCGGAGCAAUUUAAGGAUGCUCGCGGACCCGAUGAUCGCUUCAAGCAGUGAUACCUGCUAUCAGCGCUCCUGGUUGUCUGUUCUUGUUCUGGUUUUGGAUGCCAUCCGCAAGCGUCCAUUGUAUAAAAUCCGGAUCUAAAUUAUCUUAUUUUCUAUUUAGAAAUUGAGAACUAGACGCAGAGCACUGUUAGAUUUCUGUAGCCUGCCCAACGGAACUAAUUCUAGAGGAGAGACUCUCCUUGGCUGGGCCUUGGUUUUACAAAUUUCUAUGAUGCUUAAUGUUGUUUUAUGAGUAAUGCCAUGUACCAUUCGCAGUC
This is a messenger RNA of Hordeum vulgare subsp. vulgare (domesticated barley), 584 nucleotides long. RefSeq lists its product as uncharacterized. The record is from RefSeq and is a predicted model, not a curated record. NCBI's taxonomy places the organism in Eukaryota, Viridiplantae, Streptophyta, Magnoliopsida, Poales, Poaceae. The coding region runs from base 106 to 318 and encodes 70 amino acids. The transcript is spliced from 4 exons.